CAAUUGUUUAACCCCUUUGCUGUGUAUAUGCGAACCUUUGUCUCACAACAGAUACUUUAAAUUGAAACAUUGCGUGUUAUUUAGUAAAGGUGUUGCAUGUUCAUUUCACUGAGACAAAACGUACUUAUUCGAAUACGUCUUAACGGAAGACUAUCUGAGCUCCGAUGCAGCCCCUGGAGAGAAAAAUAAGUUAAUGUCACUGCUUACAGAGAGUCUAGAUUGAUUUUCCGAAAUGUCUCGGGAGCAGCUGGCCGUUCAACAGGCCAGAAAGGUUUUUCUGACUGGAAGAUCUAAACCCCUGCAGUACAGAAUUCAACAACUUAAAAACCUAAGUCGAUUCAUUACAGAAAGAGAAAAGGACAUUACUGAUGCCUUGAGAAAAGACCUCUAUAAGAGUGAAAAUUCAACACAACUGUAUGAGAUCCUAGGCUUGGUUGGAGAAAUCAAUCUGGCUGUCAGCAAGUUGGCUGAAUGGGCAGCUCCUCGUCCAGUGUCCAAGAAUCUUCUCACCAUCUCAGAUGAGGUCUUCAUACACCCAGAGCCUCUUGGUGUGGUGCUUAUCAUUGGAGCAUGGAACUAUCCAAUAGCAGUGACCCUACAACCCCUCGUAGGUGCCAUUGCUGCAGGAAAUGCUGCGAUAACAAAGCCAUCAGAAGUGAGCUCUCACACAGCAGAAGUUAUGGAGCUCCUGCGUCACUACCUUGACCCUGAGAUGUAUCCAGUGGUAACAGGAGGUGUUCCAGAGACCCAGGAGCUGUUGAAGCAGCGUUUUGACCACAUCUUCUACACUGGCAACAGCACAGUGGGCAAACUGGUUAUGGAGGCAGCGGCUCGCCAUCUCACACCGGUCACUUUGGAACUAGGUGGAAAAAGCCCUUGUUACAUUGACAAGAACUGUGACAUUAGAAUCGCCUGCCGCCGGAUAACAUGGGGAAAGUAUGUCAACUGUGGCCAAACCUGCAUUGCACCUGAUUACAUCCUCUGUGAACCCAGCAUCCAGGACAAAGUGAUUGAUGAGAUCCAGAAAUGCAUCAAGGAGUUUUAUACAAAUGACCCUAAGAGCUUUGCCGACUAUGGGCGCAUUAUCAAUCAGCGCCAUUUUAAGAGGUUAAUAGCACUUAUUGAAGAUAGCACAGUGGCUAUUGGAGGAGACAGUGAUGAAGCGGAGUGCUAUAUUGCUCCCACUGUUCUGAAGGAUGUGACAUCACAAUCCAAAGUGAUGCAGGAAGAGAUCUUUGGGCCAAUUUUGCCCAUCGUCACCAUAAACGGUAUAAAAGAAGCCAUUCAGUUCAUCAAUGAACGAGAGAAGCCGCUAGCACUUUAUGUUUUCUCUUCCAGCAAUAAGGUUAUCAAACAGAUGAUAUCGGAUACAUCCAGUGGAGCGCUCUUAGCCAAUGACUGUCUGGUGCAUUACACCAUCAGUGAUUUACCUUUCGGUGGUGUCGGAAAUAGUGGAACCGGUCGUUACCAUGGCAAAUACAGUUUUGACCAACUCAGUCACCUCCGCAGCUGUCUCAUUAAGAAGUUGAACAUGGAGAUGGUCAAUCAGAUGCGAUACCCCCCUCACACUGCAGAGAAGUUACGCUGGGCACGUGUCUUUCUCUUAAAGCAAAUAAAUCUGUCCAAGUGGCGUCAGAUGGCACAGGUGGCUAUGGUUGCUGCACUGGCAGCUUUUGUGGUGCAGAGAUUUCUGCGAUAAUUUGUGGAAGAUGAGCUGAAGAUCUCUGGACCCACAGGAAUUCACAGGGAUUGUAAUGAUUGUGAUCAAGCAGUUUUUUAAAACACAGUAGACAGUUAAUUGUAUUUUUUACGUGCAAUAGAUUCAAUUAGAUAUAAAAUAAAUCACUUAUCCAGAAUACUAAUGAUUUUUACUGCAAGAUGAGUGUAAUACAAGGUAGGGUUUCUCCUGUGAGUCUGCAUUCUUUUAUUGGUCUGAAUACAUAUGAACAUUUUUUGCAUAGACAGAUAAGAUUUUGUACAUACUACCGAGUCAUUUAAAAUGAAUUGAUUUAUUAUAACUUUGCAACAAUCAGGAUCAUAGAAGUCAAAUGGGGAUGAUGCCAGUUGUGUUAUCGUUUGUUAACCAUUCUCAUUAAUCCAUUAUCAGCAAUAUAUUUAAUGUUUAACAGUUAUAUUGUCCUGUGUACUACUGAAAUUAAAAACCUUUGUCUUGAAUUCAUAUUAUGUAGCAUCGAAUGUUUUUAUGCGUUUACUAUUAUUCUAAAAUGAGAAGUAUGAAAGAAUAAGUAACAGGUAGUGUGUGUGAAAACAUAACUUAAUACUGUACAGUAUAUAUGGAAUGUUCAUUUAUUAAAUCGACAUUAUAAUGUAAAAAAUAUUUAUUGUUACUAGUGAAAGUUGCAAAAGGUUAAUAAUGGCUUUCUUUGUAAAAGUGGAAUUUUAUGAAUCGAACUAAAUAAACUUGG
This is a messenger RNA of Triplophysa rosa, 2426 nucleotides long. RefSeq names its product aldehyde dehydrogenase 3 family, member A2a (gene aldh3a2a). Lineage: Eukaryota; Metazoa; Chordata; Actinopteri; Cypriniformes; Nemacheilidae. Gene Ontology annotation, molecular function: aldehyde dehydrogenase (NAD+) activity. Bases 233 to 1699 code for a protein of 488 amino acids. Gene Ontology annotation, cellular component: cytoplasm. The transcript is spliced from 11 exons. The record is from RefSeq and is a predicted model, not a curated record. Gene Ontology annotation, biological process: aldehyde metabolic process.